GUCGAAAAGCUCAGCCCGCCUCGCCUCGGCUUUCUGCUGCGCUGGAACAUGGCUGCAAGCGCGGGGGGCUGUCGCUCGUCAGGAGUGGGAGACUUUUUUUAAGACUCUGCAGGAGUGAAACGUUUAGUGGACUCCACGAGGUGACGGUGGUUCCACCAGAAAGAUGUCUACGUCGGUUGCUGGAAUGGUUUAACAGUUCAUACCUGAAGGCUCAGGAGGAGAUCUGCCUGGUUGCCUUAUAAAAUUGAAGUUGAUCCAGCUGUUGAUCCAUUACCGCGGUUAUGUUGGUCACAGUCUCCCUCUGCUCCAUCAUUUGGUUAAACCGAGGCUUUAAGCUGAGAAAAGUGCAGAUGUUGGAUAUGGGCCAGUAGUGCUCAGGAGCUUACACACAGUAACACAUUAAGGUGUUUGCUGUUUAUUAUGCGUUUCAGUCUUCGCUGAGUGCCUCUCUCUCUCUCUCUCUCUCUGGGUUUUUUUUUUGGGGGGGGGGGGGGGACAAAUCAGUGCUGUAAAUCGCUGGUUAUCUUCAAAAACAUUUGGGUAGGUGUAAACAUGGCUGCUGAGGGCUACCAAUAUCAGGCUCUGCACAAGUAUGUGAAAGAACGAGAGGAGGACAUCAAUUUGGAGCCAGGUGACAUCUUGACUGUGGAUAGGUCAUCUCUCCUUGCACAGGGCUUUAAGGAAGGAGAUGAGCAACAUCCAGAGCACAUUGGCUGGAUUUUUGGGAUCAAUGAGCGCACCAGGCAAAAGGGAGAUUUCCCAGGAACAUACGUCAAGUACUUGGGACCAGUGGUAAUGUCGCUGCCACCCAUCCGGCAACGUUUCCAGAGACCUUUACCCGCUGCCCCUGGACCAGGACCACCCCGGCCAGAAAGUUCCCAUGAGACAUUGGUAACCACAGUGCUUGAUCUGACAGAGCAGUUCUCCCCUCCUGACAGUGCUCCCCCAAUUCUUAUAAGGAUUAUUGAGACCAUCGAGAAAAGAGGUUUGGACAGUGCAUUUUUGUACAGAACUGUCGGGUCAGAGCCACAAAAAGCCACGAGAGCUGAUUUCUUUGCAGUGGAUGUUGAACAGCAAGAUACCCAGACAUUGUGCGAAAUGGUAAAGAGUUUCCUGCAGGAAUUGCCAGCGCCUGUAAUUCCUGGAACAGUUUACUCUGAACUCCAAAUGGCUGUGCAAAGUACAUCCACACCCAGUGACAAUUGCCGACAGCUCAUGCUAAUUCUUGAGUCUUCUACACUACCACUUCAGAACUUUCUGACACUGCAGUACCUGCUUCACCAUUUUGCAAAAGUAUGUGAAUACUGUGACCAGAAUGGCCUUACUACCAAAAUACUUGGUGAGCUUCUAGGUCCCCUGCUCAUUAGACUUCCCUGGCCUGGACUUGAGAUAAGCUCAGACUUGCCAUCUGUGGUUCUGGAGAAGCUCAUUGUAGGGCGAAGAUUAGAGCAGAAGCAAGAACAAGCCCCCCCAGCUCUCCCUCCAAAGCCUUCUAAAUCCAAACUUACAUCAAACAAUGUGGUCAAUGGCAACAGUGUCUAUUUGAAUGAAGCGGAAUGGUACUGGGGUGACAUCUCCAGGGAGGAAGUAAAUGAAAAAAUGAGAGACACUCCUGAUGGAACAUUUCUGGUCCGAGAUGCCUCCAGUAAAAUUCAAGGAGAGUAUACACUAACACUCAGGAAAGGUGGUAACAACAAGCUGAUAAAAAUUUUCCACCGGGAUGGCAAAUAUGGCUUCUCUGAGCCACUAACAUUCCCAUCUGUUGUGGAUCUAAUCAACCACUACAGGCAUGAGUCUCUUGCCCAGUACAAUGCUAAGCUGGACACCAGGCUGCUUUACCCUGUGUCUAAAUACCAGCAGGAUCAGGUUGUGAAGGAAGACAGCAUUGAAGCAGUAGGGGAGCAACUUAAGGUAUACCACAAGCAGUUCCAGGAGAAGAGCACAAAGUAUGACAUACUGUAUGAAGACUAUACGCGUACAUCUCAGGAGUUGCAAAUGAAGAGAACUGCAAUUGAAGCUUUUAAUGAGACAAUUAAAAUCUUUGAGGAGCAAUGCCAGACCCAGGAACGCUACAGUAAGGAGUAUAUAGAAAAGUUCCGACAGGAAGGCAAUGACAAAGAGAUCCAAAGAAUCCUGCACAACUCAGAGAAGCUUAAAUCUCGGAUCAAUGAAAUCCACGAUAGCAAAAUGAAGCUAGAGCAGGAUUUAAAGAAACAAGCUGCUGAGCACCGAGAGAUAGACAAAAUGAUGAACAGCCUCAAACCAGACCUGAUGCAGCUGCGCAAGAUCCGUGAUCAGUACCUUGUGUGGCUAACACAGAAAGGAACACGACAGCGAAAAAUCAAUGAAUGGUUGGAGCUUAAGAAUGAAAUUGAAGAUCCUUACUCAGUGAUGGAAGAUGAGGACGAUUUACCACACAAUGAUGAAAGCACUUGGAAUGUUGGGAAGAUUAACCGUUCACAAGCUGAAGAAAUGCUGUCAGGCAAACGUGAUGGUACCUUUCUCAUCCGAGAGAGCAGCCAAAAGGGUUCCUAUGCAUGUUCUGUUGUGGUGGAUGGAGAUGUUAAGCACUGCAUGAUUAAUAAAACGGCUACAGGAUAUGGAUUUGCUGAACCCUACAACCUUUACAGUUCCCUGAAGGAGCUGGUUCUCCAUUACAAGCACACUUCGCUGGUCCAGCACAAUGAUUCAUUAAAUGUGACCCUUGCCACCCCAGUCUGGGCACAUCAAAGAUGAGCCAUGAGUCAGCCUCCCGUUGCUAUGGUUCAGCCUAUGCUUUACUCAUGGUGCUAAGCUUCAAAGAAAGAGAAGAAGGUUGACUUCAGCCUGAGAUAUUUUUGCACACCAUAAGAGUUGGUGCUCGCUCAUUGCUAUCCUCCACCACUGCCCAGUACUCCUAAAUAGUGUUUUCAACACUUCACUUCUUAACUGGAUUUUAGAUGUGCUUAUCUUAUCCUCUGGAUGUAUCUAGAUCUACAAAAAAAGAAAAAACACCACGUAAAUACAAAAACCACAAACCAUCUUCUGAAGGUGCUCAAUGCCCAUUUCACUAAAAUAUUGUUUGGGAAUUGUACUGAAUAUCAGAUAACCUAUGUUCAUGGACAUAAUGCCCUUUUCGUAGUUUCAUGCCUCUGCUGCAGUCCAGGAUUCCUUAAAAGGUGCUAUACAUCCAGAUCUGGGAUCUGUAUAUGGGCAACAUCAUCCACAGUUCUUUUUUUUAUUGGGAAGGCAUCCAUCUGGAUGUACUAAACCGAAGUGUUACUCAUCCAUGUUUAUCCAGAUUUAGGCCCAGGUUGUGUUUGUCAGAGAGUGACCCAAUAGGGUUAUCUGACUGACAUCUACAAUGAAUGCCAGUGUAUUUUAGCACUAACAUAUAAGUAUCAAAAUACAGACUUAACACCUUUGCACUUUCUGUAUUUGGAAAUGGCCAAAUAUUUUUGUGAUUUUAAAAAAUAAUUGGCCAUUUUAAUGUUUGUUUUACUAAAAUCAUCUGAGAGUGCAGAAUAAUCAAGAGUAAUCAUUUUAAAUGGUUGUAAAGGAUUGAAAGCUCUGAUGACUCACAAGCAACCUUAUUAUUUUGCUGCUUUUGAGAAAACUACAAGGUGCAUCUUGGGUUUUUAGAUAAUACAUGUAGCUUUGGUGGGAGAGGAUCAUUUUAAUUUUUGUUGGUAGGUUAUUACCCCAGACUCCACUCAUGCUCUUUUUGUUGUCCUUGAAAACUAUUAGAUUUUAUUUCUUUUUAAUUCUUGCUUUUAAAUGCUGUAGGUUAGAACUUAUCAUCCUGUCUCCAGUUUUUCUUAAAACAAACAAGAAUCGCAGUGAAGGGACAUUUAAGCGAAAAGUGACGUGUUGGGGUAUCAGUUCAAAAUACAGUGCGAUUACACUGGAGGAGCAGGUGGACUUCUUUGCAGUGACAUCACUGUAUGUGAAGGGUACAUAAGCUAUCAUUUUUACAGAAAUAUAUUUUUAUCUCUUAUUUUGAAAUGAAUCAUGUGCAGUUAAAGAAGCUAUGUUCAGAAACAAAAGACAAAUGAGAUUCAAAAUUGGAAUCUCUUGCGGAACUUUUUUUUUUUCCUCUCCGUAUGUACUGUAUAUCUGUAUCUGUACUCUAUACAUAUCCUAUAUACUCUUUGCAUUGUGCUUGCAAUGGUAGUCCUAGAAAACUCACAUAUACUAUACUGAACAGUCCGCUAGAAAAUGUGCCCACAAGCAGGCUAUUUUUCAGCAACAGAUGUAUCCUGGCUAACGCUUGAGCAUGUAACAUUAAGCAGGCCUCUUCUGUUCAUCAGUAUUCAACACUGGUCUUCCACUCCUCGUACCUGACAAUAUGGCUAAAACCUUCAGUUUCAGAUGGACCUGACCAACAACUUCCAGUUGACAGGAGAGAGUUUUCUAAGCCAUUGUUUGUUACUUGAAAUUCUGAGUGGUCCUACUCACCUGAAGCUCUGCCAUUGCUUCACUUGUGCCCCUGUCUAGUUAUAAAGAUGCUUGAGAGCAACAUUAUAAAAGAAUGAGGGCCUUCUGCUUUGUUGUUAUUUUUUAGCAAUGGAGGCCUAAGUGAUGGAUUUAUAUUGGUUUCCUAAAAAGGUGAGGUUCAGGGUGCUUGGGAAUAAAAAUCCCUCUGGAAGAUUCAACCUGUUUUCGACCGUUGCCUAUAUUGCAUUCCCAUCCCCCACCUCUUUGUCCUUCUUAUAAGCUGUAAGGCACACGUUGAAGGCAAAAAAAAUUAAGAUUUAUACUAAAAACCGUUUAUAUGAAAAAGUAUGCAUGAGUACUAUGUUGUAUCCAGCUAUUAUCUAAAGCUCUUGUAGUAGUUAUCAAUACUGUUAUAAAAAAAAAAAAGUACUGUGUAUAUAUGGGUAAGCGUGCUAGUCUCACAUUCAGAGCACUAAGCAGAAGACCGAGGCCCAGGACUUUAAUGUGUACUACCAGCUAAUAGUCUUGAAUGUCUGUCGGAGAUGAGACAGCAGAUCCAGAACCCAGACAAAAAUAAAAACCCUGUCCCGUUAUGAUAAAACACCGUUGUACCUAAGUUAAGAGAGUAAAAAUGUGGAGGUUUUGUUAAUGUUGCUAUUGUCAGAUAGUUCUGCCUACAUUUGUGUAAUUUUAGCAACUAGGUCUUAUAGUAGAAAGUGUGUUGUAUUUGAGCAUAGCUAACUUCAAGAAAAGCAUUUUGAGUUCAUUUGCUAAUUGCUCUUCGUGGAAUCAGUCUGCCAGGUUCCUUUAGGGUAUCAAUAAUGUUAGCCAUGAACGGAUAAAAUUCUUCUGUACAGAUUUGAGGGCAUCACACACUUUCAAAGGUGCACAUUGUCUCCUAUGUGCUGUCUCUUCAAGUGGUUUAAAUACACUCACCUAAAAAUGACUUCUUCGGUAUUCACCGAUACAUUAAAAGAACACCACACAAAAUCCGAGAGAGCAUAAUAAGAGGUUAUCUUGCACAUGAAUACAAGUACGAAUCUUUAGGUGGCUCAAUACAACCAAUUUAAAACAAGUCCUUCCAUCUACCUGUUUUUUUAUUAAAUUUAAACUUUGUUACAUAAACAGCUGCAGUGCUUGGGCGCUUUUGACUGCAGCCAAGCGACAAUCCUGUAGAGAAACACAGGUGGUAUCACUUCAUCAUAAUGUAUUUUUAGAUAUAUGUAUAAAAUAAAAAAAGGACCUGCCAUGCUUUAUCAGUUUGAGACUUUGCUGGCCAUCAUUUGCAUGUUUGAAACGGUUUGAACAACAAACUGACAGAAGGGUUAAUGUGAUUAAAUCGCAGCUAAUUUUGUUACCCACUUGUGGGAAUGAACAGGCAACCUUAAUCUGCCUGACUACAAAUGUAGAGCAUGGGUACAAUGGCCUUUAACUUUGUUGUCAUGAAAAAAGUGAAUGUUGCUUUUCUCCCACAAUUGUGGGUAUGAAAACUUGUAAAUAGGAUAGCCAUGUUCACAAACUACCCCAAUAAUUUAAACUGACUUGAAAAGAAUAGAGGCGGGCUUCAGAGUUACACGUAAGCUGGUAGUACCCAUCUCUAUCUUAUGUGAAGCGUUUAAAUAACUGGGGGUUUGGAGGUGUUGAGAAUAACACUAACUGAGGCAAAGUGAAUGUAGGUAAGAAUAACUGCUUCAGCCACUUGCUUGGAUGGCGUGAACAGAAGGUGGUCCGCAAGUGGCGCUGUGUCUCUUAGGUUGCACUUGCACGCACUACAGUAGCUCUAACAAUGUGCCUCUGUGUAAAAGGAAACCUGUUACUUGAUCACUGUGUGUGAUUCGUUUCUGGAUUUUGUUUUUUUUUGUUUUUUUUUAAUUAGGUUUUCAGGUAAAGACGCUGUGAAAGAUGUGAGGAGCCAUGUGGCGUGUCUGAUUAGAAUUAUGAACUCGUUUGAAAUGAUGCACGAAGGCAGGCGUACCAAGCUGUGUGUUUUACAGAUUGCAUAUGGCCAGCCGUGGAGCCUGCUCUAGAAUUAGUUGGCGCUGUUUGUCCCGUCAGACACCUGUGUCAGAUAGCAGUGGCUCCCUGAAGUGUUUUUUUCAACUUGAGAAUUUGGACUUUAUUUUUUUCAUCCCUUAAAAUCAGACAGCUGUUUUCCCAUGAGGGUCCCACCUCUGCUGCCUUAUUGUACCAAAAAAGCUCGCUGUGAGUAGAUUUGUUGGCCAAGUACUUGAAAACAGGAAUGACUCCACCUCCAUAUUGGAGAAGUACUACUGGCUCGGAGAAAGUUGUUUUUUCUUUUUUAAUAAACUUGUCAGGGCUGAGCACAUGCUUAUUGUGCGCUAUACAGAACACACCUUUUGUUUUUGUCUUCAGUAAUUGGGAAUGAUCUAGGUGACAUUGUUUCACUAGCUCAUCUUUCUCUCUUUGUCAGAAGACAUCAGUCAGCCUUGUUGGCAGACUGCCCCUUGCAUGCGUUUUCUUUUUUUUUUUUUAAUGUGGUGCCCUACUCUUUUGAAAUAUAAAUAAAACUUGCCUUAACUCACAAGUAGGUAAACUUGUGUUCAAAUUGUAUUUUUAUUCCAAAGCUUAAUGUUUGUAAAGGUCCCUAUUAAUAAUGAAAAAUAAAAGUCUUUUCUAUGUGUCAUA
Messenger RNA from Erpetoichthys calabaricus (reedfish), 7062 nucleotides. It is a transcript of the gene pik3r2, whose product is annotated as phosphoinositide-3-kinase, regulatory subunit 2 (beta). Gene Ontology annotation, biological process: phosphatidylinositol phosphate biosynthetic process; insulin receptor signaling pathway. Gene Ontology annotation, cellular component: phosphatidylinositol 3-kinase complex. NCBI's taxonomy places the organism in Eukaryota, Metazoa, Chordata, Cladistia, Polypteriformes, Polypteridae. The coding region runs from base 553 to 2736 and encodes 727 amino acids. Gene Ontology annotation, molecular function: protein binding; 1-phosphatidylinositol-3-kinase regulator activity. The transcript is spliced from 16 exons. The record is from RefSeq and is a predicted model, not a curated record.